This is a messenger RNA of Suillus subalutaceus, 438 nucleotides long. RefSeq lists its product as uncharacterized. The annotation marks the transcript as partial. NCBI's taxonomy places the organism in Eukaryota, Fungi, Basidiomycota, Agaricomycetes, Boletales, Suillaceae. The record is from RefSeq and is a predicted model, not a curated record. The transcript has a single exon.
UUUACUAGACUAACACCUCAAGGACCAUUCUAUCAGCCACGAGUAGAUGCAAUCAUCGACGCUGUCCGUUUCGGGCCCCACCUCAAUCAAGAACAAUUACUCAAGGUGCAUGAACUAGUUAUAGAAUUUGCUGAUGUAUUUGCAUUGUCAAUCCAAGAAGUGAAGCCAGUAGAUUUCAUCAAGUUUCGCUUGCAAAUACCUCAAGAUACAACAUUCUCAAGGAAAGUGCAGCAACGACCACUAACAAAACCACAGUGUGAAUACCUGUUCCCAGUCCUGGACGAUAUGAGACAAGCAGUGAUCACAUGGUUCAUCCCUUUGGACGAAGUGAAAGCAGUAGCAUCAACUGUUCUAGUGCAGAAAAACACAUUCAGGAACCAGCCUAACCUUGGAAGAUAUUCGUCAAAUUGUCAAUCAGCAAUGUGUCGCACUUGGUGA